Prosopis cineraria is the source of this 974-nucleotide messenger RNA. RefSeq lists its product as uncharacterized. The transcript is spliced from 4 exons. Lineage: Eukaryota; Viridiplantae; Streptophyta; Magnoliopsida; Fabales; Fabaceae. Bases 383 to 712 code for a protein of 109 amino acids. The record is from RefSeq and is a predicted model, not a curated record.
UCUUCACCCAGUCAAAAGACAAAGUAAAUACUUUCGAAGAUUAUCAUGUUACCCUAGACUUCUUUGUGUUCGAUAGUUCCAAUAGGUGCCCUGGAUAGGAAAUUCAAGUCUUUUUCACUCUGCGAUUGAACAAAGCACUUCUUGGCAGAUCACGAGUCGGUCUUCUAUCACCUCGGAGGAGCUCGAGUUCACUUAGAUAAUGAAUUUAGGGCUUUGUCGGCUACAUCGAUCUGUUUGGAAAUCCAAAUUGCUAAUAUUACGGUUCGCCAAUCACAGUGUUGCCCUCCCCGCCCCCAAAAGAAAAAAAAAAUCAUUGGUAUGGGACUUUCGCUAUGGAUGUUAGAACUUGGUGGUAUCGCUGGUUUUCUGUCUGUAAUUGGUAAUGAUGUCGAGGCCUAUGUUGCUUGUUUUCUUGCUGCUCAUACUUAUAAUCACUUCUCAGUUUGAGUGGAAGCAGCAGCUUGUGGCUGAGGUUGAUUCAAAUCCCAGUGUGUCUCAAAAGCAGAACCAGAUUUCAAAAAGAGAAGAAACAGUUAAGGAGAAGAUUAUAUUGGUGCAAGAGAAGAACAUUCGGAGACUCAAUGAGCUUGUAAGGCAUCUCCAGGAACAACUGCAGCAGUGUAGAAGCAAUAACAAAACAACUAAUGGAACCGUGACUCCUCUGGCCGAGCGCAUUCUUGAGCUUGAGCGACAGCAGAUUCUAGAGGAUUAGGCUGAGACAACGAGUAUGUCUGAAACGCUUGUCCCUAUGUUUAAGUCGUAAUUUGUAAAGUUCCUCGAUUUUUUUUUUUCUUGGGCAAAACUUUGUAUCUAUUCAUUUCAUUUGAAGGUAAAAAAAAAGGUUGUACAAGAUUUGCAUCCUCAUCGGAACAACGACAAUGAUGGCAUCUGAAUUUAAGUCCCACGUUAUUUCAAUGGAAAUUGAAAGGAGUGGUAACGCAAUAUAAUAUAGGACGACCAUUUGUGUUAGUGAA